Sphenostylis stenocarpa is the source of this 762-nucleotide messenger RNA. The record is from the annotation of a GenBank genome assembly. Lineage: Eukaryota; Viridiplantae; Streptophyta; Magnoliopsida; Fabales; Fabaceae.
AUGAAACCUCUGCUAAUUCUUCACCCUCCUUUCAUCUUCAUUUUGUUGCUCAUCUCAACCAAUACUCCAACAUGUCUCUGUGAGGAUGAUGUUCAGUACAGGAACUGUAGUAACGCUUUUAUAUGCGGUAGUAGCAACCUGGACCUCAAGUAUCCCUUCUGGGGAGUAAACAGAGAUAAGUACUGUGGUGAAGAGAAGCUCACAUGCGAAGGAGGAGUCCCCAAGAUAACCAUGAAUGACAUCAAAUACCGUAUCCUUGAUUGGGAUAAUACAACACAGAUAGUAACAGUCGCCAGGGAUGAUUAUUGGGGUGAUAUAUGUUUGAGUGAUCCCAAGAACAACACGUUUGACAGAACUCAGUUUCAAUAUGAUCACGAUGAUGAGCUUGUUAACGUGACGCUGUUUUAUUGCCCUUCGGAUACACCUCCAAUAACAACGGAUUUUUUUGGUCCAACGAAGUGUGGUGAUAAUAAAUUUGUCUUCUACACUCACCUUCCAGUAAAUUCGUACACGGGGAAUUGCCCGAUUGUGGUGAUUCCGAUAUUUGAAUCCAACGCUUCACUUGUACAUGACAAUAAAAUAAGCGUAGCGUUACAGAAUGGUUUUGAGUUGAAUUGGGUGGGAAAUUACGAGGAGUGCAAGAAAUGUAGUGAUUCUGGUGGAGCGUGUGGGUUUAACGAUGGAGAUGGAGAGUUCCAAUGUUUCUGCAAGGAUGGAUCUGCUUCAUGCACAGGUAUGUCUCUAUUCCCAUUUCUAGUUUAG